AUGUCAUCGUGCCUACGAGAGAUCUCGGCUUGGUCUCCCGCCCUCGAUGCUAUCGAAUAUAACUAUCGUUCCCUCUUCGAUGAGUCAAUCCAGUAUGGUGGCCUGCCAAGUCCUGAAAUCGACGCAAAUUGGGAUGAUCUUGUAGCAGAACGGCCUUUUGCGCUGACAGAAGUCGAAGUCACUGACAAGCUCAGACAUUCAGCCACCAAAGCAGUCCAUUUUACAGAAGAGGAGGGUGGUGAAUACCUCGGUUUCCUCGAGGUUUUCCACCAAUUGCAUUGCAUUAACAUGCUUCGCAAGUUCGUCUAUUCAGACUACUACGCGUCUGACAGGGCGCUGCUGGACACGCCCGACAACGUCCGCAUGCACAUGGAUCAUUGUCUUGAAAUGCUUCGUCGCAAUGUCAUGUGCUACGGCGACGUGUCGGUGCUCACCUAUACGUGGAGCGCGAAAAAAGACAUUCCCAACCCAAACUUCGAUGUGAUGCACAAGUGCCGGAACUUUGACAGAAUCGUGGACUGGAAUCGAAACGGUGAGAGGGCAUUGAACAGAACACCGACAAAACCGGUUUAG
This is a messenger RNA of Cladophialophora immunda, 573 nucleotides long. RefSeq lists its product as uncharacterized. NCBI's taxonomy places the organism in Eukaryota, Fungi, Ascomycota, Eurotiomycetes, Chaetothyriales, Herpotrichiellaceae. Gene Ontology annotation, biological process: mycotoxin biosynthetic process. The transcript has 4 exons. The record is from RefSeq and is a predicted model, not a curated record. Bases 1 to 573 code for a protein of 190 amino acids.